CUUUCGCGUGAAUGGACCCAAGAUACAUCGCAAAAUGGAUCUGGCACAGUAUCCGGUACGGCCACGUGGCAGUCCCGAUGAUCCCCUUGCCGACCCCUACGACGAUCCGUCCUACAGCUUCAGUUUUCGGACACCUGAUCAGUCGCGUAGCGAGGAAAAUGAUGCAACGAAUAGGAUCCGAGGCCUUUAUUCCUACCUGGACGAUGUGGGGGAGCGACACAGUGUACGCUAUGCCGCUGGUGCAGGCACCGGGUUCGAGAUUUCUAAUGCCGUGCCAGAUAAUCCUUCCAGCGUGGGAUACUCCAAUCCUCUAUACAAGGCUCACCCAGCCACGCGCGGCAAGAUGUCUGUUCAGCGAGGACCAGCGGGGAGCUAUAAAUUGAUUGCAGCGGGGCCAGAUCACAGGAGAGCUGAGAGCCGCGGUACUGAUGGCCUGGUGCGCGGCACCUACUCUUUUCUCGAUGACAAGGGAGUGCAACGAACGGUGGAAUACAUAGCGGGUGCAGGCAUUGGCUAUCGGGUGGUAAAGAAUCGUGUGGGCCCCGGAACGCAUGUCAAUCCUUCGGUCGCCGAUUUUCGACUGACUGACACCGAUUUUCGUUUGGCGAAUGAUUUUGGUCGCGGCGCGGGUGGUGGACUCGCAGGUGGUGCUGGAGGAGGCAGCGCCUUUGGCGGCAGUGGCGGAGGCUCAGGACCGAGUGGUGGUGGAGGAGGAGGCCGAAUCGGUGGGAGUGGUAGCGGUAGUGGGCCAGGGGCGAGCAGAACACGUGGUGGUGGCGCUGGUGCUGGUGGUGGUGGUGGUGCCAGCAGAGGGAGUACAACGGACUACUUAAAGCCAGCUGAAACCACCAGAGAUGAGGCACCUAGUGAUGGGGAUGCAUUCCAAGAUGGUUUAGGAACAGUGGAUAACAGCAUAGGUGGUGGAGAUGACGAUAGUAAUUACGGUGGUGGUGGCGGUGGAGGAGUCGCUGCGGGCAGCGGACAACGUGGAAGAACGAGAUAUGAGGGCGGUGGAAGCGGUGGUAGUCGAGGUGGUGCUGAUGGCGGUGGCUAUGGCGGCACAAACGGCCGUGGAGGUCCCAAAAAUAGGCCUGGCACACGCACCGGAUCUGGAGCUAAUCGCAAUACCGUAAGUGGAACGCGAAAUCGCAAUCGAUACGGCGGAUCAGGUGGUACUCGAAGGGGUGGCGGUGGCGGUGGUGGUGACAGCAACGGUGCGGCCUCUGGAGAAAGUGAAUCAGGCUAUGGGUAUUUGCCACCCGCAGGUGGCACGGGGAGCGGUCCCGCCGACAAUUACAAUCUCAAUGAUGACGAUGUCGGUGGUUCAUUGCCACCACUUGUCACGGCCAACCAUCGCAUACUGGAGAUCGAUCGCGAUCGGGAAUGGGUGCAACGGCAUCGCGACUCCACGGUCAUCAAGAACGUGGGCAAAUGGUAUGUGGGUCUGCCCCCCGGCCACAGCGUGCGAGCCCAUGUCCAGAACAUUGACAUUGUUCCUCUAGGUGGCCGCAUCCUAUCGCCAUCGGAGGCCUUGCGGCAGGAUGAAAUUGCCGAGCUGGCUGCCUCCAGGGAGCACUAGCGGAGGCUCCACACCCCCCUACCCCCAGCAGCCGCAUACAGCAGCCUGUGAGCGUCUCUAGUGCCUAGUUGUAGUUGUAAGAGCUCAAAACUAUGUAAGAAACACAAUAAGAAGUAACUGGGUUGGCCUGCGGUCGACCCGUGGAAGCUGUAACUCUAACAGUAUUUAUACUAAACAAAUUUUAAACAUAAAUUUAACUGUAAUUGAAUAAUUAAAGAAAGAAGAUCAGCGAAGAAUGUA
This is a messenger RNA of Scaptodrosophila lebanonensis, 1819 nucleotides long. RefSeq names its product fibroin heavy chain (gene Cpr73D). The coding region runs from base 35 to 1579 and encodes 514 amino acids. The transcript is spliced from 3 exons. The record is from RefSeq and is a predicted model, not a curated record. Gene Ontology annotation, cellular component: chitin-based extracellular matrix. Gene Ontology annotation, molecular function: structural constituent of chitin-based larval cuticle. NCBI's taxonomy places the organism in Eukaryota, Metazoa, Arthropoda, Insecta, Diptera, Drosophilidae.